AUGAUAAAGCAUCUUCUCGAGAACGUGGAAGCAAGGGGGAUGCCACACCACUACAGCACGGAGAUGUGGGGGCGAACACACAAGGGGACAGUGAAGGGUCCCGUGAGGGGGAGCAACUGGGCCGACAUUCCUCGGAGAAUUGUGGAUGAGGAGAUGCAGCGUGAGAUCUACAGAGAAGUGGCGGCAGAUGCGGGAGGAGGUCGGCAGUAUGUAUCAGCGCUGCGUGUGGCCGUGGAAGAGCUAGCGCCUGUGCUGACGAAGAAGUACAGGAUCAUGCGCCUCGGAUGCAGCGGGGACAGUGUGUUUGCAGAGUACGCAGCAGUACACGGGGAUCAGAUGGAGGGCCUACUUGGUCAGCUGAGGCAGAUGCAGAUGGCGUGUGACAGUGUGCAGGUAAUUGAGCGUAUGGUGUUCACCGAGUUCUUUCAGACGGUCGACGGUGUGCAGCUAAGCCGUGAACGGAAGACGGUUGUGUUCACCUACAACACCGCGCACCGCAUUACCGCGAAUGACGCGAAGACGACGGUGGAGCACGGUUUGACGGUGGUGCAUUUCACGCACACGCGCUUUGUCGACCUCACAGACAUUGUGCAGUGGUCCAGCAUGCCGUUUUUGCACGGCGUGGUGGACGCUUUCAAGGCGGAGUAUCGUGUUAUCCUGAUGAGACGAGCGAAUCUCUUCCACGAGGAUUUCGAUGCGCCCUUUUCCGUGGUGAAUUACGCGGUCAUGCUGCUGUGGAUGGGCUUGGCCUGGAAGGCGCUGACGGCGGCUACGAUGCAAAGGAGCUGGUGGAGGGCGGGAUGCGUCCCGGAGUCAUGGUGGCCGCUGAUGUGGCACCUGCACGGCAUGUAUUCGGCAGGCAUGUACGAGCCGCUUGUCUCUACCACGGCGGACCUCCUGGUGCUGCUACGUGAGUUCCGUGUGCGUCCAGCGUUGUAUAUGCCGGCGUCCGACUACGUGACAUGCGAUGAGUGGUUAAUGGAGCAGGCAGGAGUGAAGUUGGUGACGCCCACUACGCCCACGUCUUCAGGGGACGACGGUGAAAUGUGCCUUCCGGAUGGGCCUCUGAUGCGAGACGAACGAAGCCGUCGGCGUGCCAUCCGCAACGUGACGCACGCGUACGUUUGUCACGCUGAGGCGCUGGGGAUUGCCCCAGCGGAAGUGGCGCCUGUUGUUGGCGCCUCUAAUGGAGAGGUGGUGAGCCGCCUAAACCGCACACCGAAGAAGCGUGCGCGCAGUUCUGGGUCGUCCGACAGUGCAUUCGUGUAG
This is a messenger RNA of Closterium sp. Naga37s-1, 1269 nucleotides long. NCBI's taxonomy places the organism in Eukaryota, Viridiplantae, Streptophyta, Zygnematophyceae, Desmidiales, Closteriaceae. The record is from the annotation of a GenBank genome assembly.